AUGGAGGAAUCACCCGUGGCCGACGAUAACGGCGGAUAUAGCGGCGGAUAUAACGGCGGCAUGUUCGCUCAGCAGACAAGCCCCGCGCCUCCCUUAUGGACCUCCCUAGACGCCAUGCACGGGCUGGACCACGAAGCUUCUGAGUUCCUUCCACUGGACGUAUCCGACGGAGACGAAUCGCAGCAGCAGCAGCAACAGUCGGACUACACCCACCACCACAGUCACCAGCCGUCGGAUCAUCUCAACGUACGGCGAGAUCUUCUCGAAGACGAUAACUUCGGCAGCAGCGAGUUCGACCCGUCGUCAGCGGCGAGCGGAGCGGGGGAGUGUGUGAUGCUGUACCAGGACGCGCAGAGGGGGGAGGAGGAGGACAUGGUGGGGAGCCUUAACCUCCGCAUCUCCCCGCAACCCGAUGCGUCCGAUCUCACAUCGGCGCUUUUCUCCGAAGGCCAGGCGAGCAACAACGGCGGCGGUGCGACGCUCGGCGGGUCAUCGUGGCAGCUGUGCGACAAUCUGUUCGCAGAGCCGAUCGUCGACUGCGGCGAGCUGCUCUCCGGCGACGGCGAUGGCGACGAUCUGCUCGCGGCGUCCGCGGGGCACGACGAGGCGGAGCAGGCGGACGGCGGAAGCGGCGGAGAAGAAAUGGAGAUGAGAGACCCAGCCGCCGCGUAUCUCACGCCGGAAAAGGCACCGCAGAUGCCGACGACUUCGGACCCGGCGGAGGUGGCAACGCCGGGGUGUGACAAUAGCGAGGGCGAUUUCAGCACGCCGCAGGUACCAAGCGCGGGUUUCUCCCGCCCGCGCAGCCGCUGCCCGACGGAGCGGGGACUGGCGCAAAAGGGCGCGCUCAUGACCCCGUCCGGCGGAGCAACGGCGCGCUCAACCCGCGAGAACCUGAUGCGGCGGCUGGGGCAGGCGGGCGGAGCGGCGGAGCCGUGGACCCCCGUAACCCCCGCGAAGGACGAGGCGGGGAAGCGGUCCCCCGACCAGCUUGCGCGCGUGGCGGUGUCGCUGGAUGCGGAACUCGGUCUGUUCGCGGACUCCCCGCCGCUGCUGUGGAACGGAAUGGCGCAGCAGCAGCCGCCCCAGACGCAAGGGCAAUGCUUCCAGAUGCCCCAGCACCAACAACAGCAGCAGCAGCAGCAAGUGGCGUUCAGCAACGGACGAAUGCUCGAAGCGUCGAGUUCUCGGACCAUGCCUGCCGGCGCCGUGCAGAGCAUGCUCGGCGCGCAGCAGCAGCAGCAGCAGUACGGGGUGGCGAGUCAACAGCAACAGCAGCAGGGCUUGGCGGGGCAGCACGGGUUCUGUGCGACGCCCGGGGAAGGCGCGCACAUGCGCGCGGACCCCGCGGAGGCGUCCGACAUGUCGCUCUUCUUCGAUAUGGAGCAGCAGCAACAACAGCCCCUGCCGUCGCCGCCGCAGCUCCAGCAGCCGCAGCAGUCCCAACAGCAGUACCACCAGCAGCAGUACCAGCAGCAGCAGCAGCAGCAGCAGCAGCCACAGCAGCAGUACCAGCAGCAGCAUCAGAGCCGGGGGUAUCAGCAGAUGCAGCAGCAGCAGGAGUCGGACGUGGUGCGUGAUUUCCUCUCCUCGUCUCCAGACGGCGAUGCUGCUCUCGACAGCUUGGUUCUUGACGGCCUGCCGUGCGACAGACGGCUGUCCGGCCAGAUGAUGCUGCCCAAGGAUCUCGCAUCGUUGAUGAACGACGCUGACGUGGACGCGUCUGCCGCCACGUGGCCGCAGCCAAGCAACAACAACGCUGUGUCACCUCCCCUAAGUAACGGCUACAACACCGGUGCUGGUACCCUCAGUAUGGAUGCAGCAGCAGCUGCUCCUACUGCUACUACUGCCUCGGCCGGAGCCUGCGGACCCGUCUCUGUUCCUCCUGCACCGGCUCCCAAGCAGCCUGCUCAACGACCGACGACGUCCGGAGGUGCGAAGCGGAAAGCAGAGGAGCCACUCAGCGCCAGUGGGAAGGCCACGUCAUCACGAGCCCAGCCUCCAGCUGUGAAGAGGAUCAAAUCUGAAGACGCUUGCGAGGCGACAACCAGGAAAGCUUCGCCUGUGACUGCUUCUGCUUCUGCUCCAGCUUCAGCGGGGCCGGUGGAUCUGACCUGCAGAGAGCAGGAGCAGCUGGGAUUGGAGACUGGCGACGACAGUGAUGGGGUGGUGUUAAACGAGCCAUCAGUGAAGGGAUCUCAAAGUGGUACAACUGCUGCAGCCGCUGCAUCUGCUGCUGGUGCUGUAGGCGCUUCUGCUGGUGCGGUCAAGGCUGAGGCUCCCGCAGCUGAUGCGAAAAAUGUGAAGGAGGAGCCAGGCAAGGCCGGGAGCCGGGCAGGCGGAUUGACUGGAAGCAGCUCUCAGAAGGAGAGUGGUAACCAGGCGUUCCAGGAUGACUUGGGGGAAGAUGGAGCGGUGGAGGACGGGGAGGACGACGAGGGAGGGGUGAUGGUGGGACGGAAGAGGUCGUUUGUGCAGAAUCCGGCUGCUUCUGCUGCGCGGAAGAGAAGGCAUGACAUGAACCAGCGGUUGAAAGUGCUCGUGGAUCUCGUCCCUAACAGCAGCAAGGUGUGUGCGGGUCCUGAAAUCAAGUCUCUUUCUUUUUGCCUUAUCUGA
Messenger RNA from Closterium sp. NIES-65, 2616 nucleotides. Lineage: Eukaryota; Viridiplantae; Streptophyta; Zygnematophyceae; Desmidiales; Closteriaceae. The record is from the annotation of a GenBank genome assembly.